Messenger RNA from Actinia tenebrosa (Australian red waratah sea anemone), 1681 nucleotides. RefSeq lists its product as uncharacterized. NCBI's taxonomy places the organism in Eukaryota, Metazoa, Cnidaria, Anthozoa, Actiniaria, Actiniidae. The record is from RefSeq and is a predicted model, not a curated record. Gene Ontology annotation, molecular function: oxidoreductase activity; zinc ion binding.
ACAAAACACUCGGAUUCUGUUUCAAACCGGUGAAGGAAUUUUGAUCCAAGGAAAUCCACGACCGUUUCCACUGACGCUAUGAACAAUUCGCUACAGCUCUGGGACGGUAAUCUUUCUUUCAUAACGAGACCAGUUCCUCAUGUAUCAGCUCCAAACGAAGUUAUCGUCAAGGUUUCAUAUUCAGGUGUAUGUGAUAUAGACGUACGAAUACUUGCAGGAGAACUACCAGUUAGUCAUUGCGUCGUCCUUGGCCAUGAGUUCGCUGGUGUGGUCAGUGAGGUUGGCACUGAAGUUAAGAAUGUUUCUAUCGGUGAUCGAGUGGUAAUUAAUCCACACAUGAGCUGCCACUUGUGUUGCCACUGUACAAGAGGACAACCAGAAUUCUGCGAAAAAGAGCAAGAUCAAUUUCUAGGGAUAUGGCGGAAUGGAGGUUGGUCACAGUACACUAGAGUGAGGGCGCAGAACGUACAUGUACUGCCACCACAAGUAUCGCUCCGCCAUGCAAUCUUAUGCGAACCUAUUUCUUGUAUUCUCCAUGGAUUCAGUUUUCUCCAUCCCUUGCCAACCAAUUCCAAAAUACUAGUAUACGGUUCUGGGAUCAUGGGAACCCUGUGGUUGUGUAUACUACAUUUCCAUGGCUACCGUAAGGUUGUCUUGAGUGAAACGUCAGAACACCGUCGUAACUUAGCAACGGGGUUAAACUUAGGGUUCAAAGUCAUGCAUCCAGAUACAAUAGAAGCUGAAGCUUACGAUGGUCAACGGCUUGACAAAAACUGGGGAUUUGACGCUCUAAUCGACUGCACAACCUCUGCUAGUGAUUUUCAAAAGUCUGUCAAAUGGAUGACAAAUGGCGGGAAAAUCCUUCUCUUCGGGUGCUAUCCUCAAGACUCUGAAGUCAAACUGAACCCUUACGACAUCUUGAACAAGGAACUCAAGAUAUACGGCUGUAAAUCCAAUCCUUUUACCUUCCCACAAGCCAUACAGCUUGUCAGGGAUAUGGCAGAAAUAUACUUUAAUUUUGACAAACUCGGAAUUCAUUUAUUUCAGUUAACGAAGUACGAGACUGCCUUGUCUUCUCUUACCAAAGAACACGUAGAAAAAGUGGUUUUUGAAACAUAAAAGCUUGAAAUAAAUUUUUUAAAUACAAUUGAUAAAAGCGUUCCAUCGAAAACGAGCACCAUACACAAACUCAAUUUAUUUUUGAUGGCUACACACCUAUUUUACAAAAUGCUAAUAUAUUUUUCUUAAGCUUUAAGCUUUGACAAAAUUUAACUUCAGUAAUAAAUGUCUAUUAUCGAGAUAAAAUGUCUCCAAAUUUUUUCUCAAACUUUUUGUUUGUCGCUUCGUCCAUGAUGACUGUAGCGGUUAAGAAACCAUCCUCAUCAGCCUCAGUUUCGUGUACUACGGCUUCGUGAUAUAACCAACUGUAAGGAUAAAGAAUAACAGGAUUAGCUUGCGAUUGAAUGGUGUGUUUUGAGAAAAAGACUACAUUCCGGGCGUUGAGUGCAUCUCACAGCCCCCUCACAGCCGUAAUUACAUACAUUUACAGCAUUUUAAAGGGGUCCCUCUCCGCCCAGGAUAUAGUCUUCUCUCGUAUCUUGAUGCUUCACAACGAUAACCACUUGAAAGCCACUUUUCUUAGUUCCUAACAUUUCAAUUAUUAAAAAUCAUAAAGAGUAAA